AUGGGGAACGAAGCCAGCCUGGAGGGAGGCGGACAGCCGGGGGAGCCGGGCUCCGCUGUACCGAUGGCGGCAGCUCCCGGUUCCGUUUCAGCACCAGCGGGAUCUGGACAGCUCAUCAAGCCCAGUAAUGGUGCGCCAGCCGGGAGCGGACCAGCGGCUGGGCCGGGCCCGGGGAUUAACAGCCCCCCUGCACACGCGCCGGGGCCCAAGCCGCCGGCGUCCCCCGACGAGAGCAGGACGGGAGCGCCCUACCGCCUGGCCACGCACGAGAGCCCCGCCCCGCAGCCCGGAGCCGGGCGGGGCCAGCACGCCGCCCGCCUGUCGCUCCAGGUGGACGUGGGCGGGGCCGGCAGGGCGGGGUCGGGCCGGUCCCCCGCGCCGUCCCCGGACCGGGGCAGCGCCCCCACCUCCCCGUACUCCGUCCCGCAGAUCGCCCCCCUGCCCCGCAGCAAGCUGUGCCCCGUGUGCAACACCACGGAGCUGACCGCCCAGGACCCGCCAAACUCCAACACCUGCACGCAGUGCCACAACACCGUGUGCAACCAGUGCGGCUUCAACCCCAACCCUCACCUCACACAGGUGCAGGAGUGGCUGUGCUUGAACUGCCAGAUGCAGAGAGCUCUGGGGAUGGACAUGACCACGCCCACGCCGCGCUCCAAGAGCCAGCAGCAGAUCCACUCUCCCUCUCACCACGCCAAACCAGAGCCCCAGAGCCAGCCGCCUGCCCAACCUGCUGCCCAGCCUGCUGCCCCGGCCCCCGCCCCGGCCCCUGGCCCCGGCCCCGCCCAGGCCACACCCGCAGCGAAAGCCCCUCCCCACGCCUCGCCAGGACCUCAGAGGCAGGCCGGGCCGGCGGGCGGAGCCGCACACGCGCGGCCUGACCAGCGCCUGCCCCAGCCUGCGGGGGGCGCUCUCCCGGGCCUGGCCAAGGCCCCGUCUCAGCCGGACCUGUCCCGGCCCGCCCCCAGCAGGCAGGACCACACGCGCAGCGCGGGGAGCUCCCCGUCCCGCCAGCUCCCGCCGCCCCAGGACCAGCCGUUCGGGAAGCUGUUCGGCUUCGGCGCCUCCCUGCUCAACCAGGCCAGCACGCUGAUAUCCGUGGACCCCGCCCCGGGCACGGCCCCGCCCCCGUCGCCGGGCAAGCCGGCCCCCUCCGCCGCCGGGAAGGCCCCGGGCCCCGCGGGCAGAGCGGGGGGGGGCCCGCCCCCGCAUCAACAACAGCCCCCGCCCCAGAACCAACAAACCCCGCCCCCGCACAAACAGGCCACGCCCCCGCAGCACCAGGCCCGCCCGGGACCCGGCCCCAAGGCCGCCUGCUGCCCGCUGUGCAAGACGGCCCUGAACGUGGGCGGCGCGGAGCCGCCCAACUACAACUCCUGCACCCAGUGCCACACGCAGGUGUGCAACCUCUGCGGAUUCAACCCCACGCCCCACCUGGUGGAGAAGAGAGAGUGGCUUUGCUUAAACUGUCAGACGCAGAGGUUGAUGUCCGGAAGCCUGGCCGAUGCACCGACCCCUCAGCCAUCUCCGAAGCACCCUCCAAUGGCCUCUCCCCAGCACCAACCUCCAGCCAAUCAGCAGCAGCCACUGGUGCAGAAAGGGCCCAAUCAGCAGCCGGUGCCAUCAGGCCAGCCGCAGCAACAGAGACCGGUCGCCGGCCAAGUAAGUGGGCCCUCUCCCCUGGCGAAGCAGCCUGGGCCCCCAGUCCAGGCAGUGCCCGCGGUGUCGAGGGAGGCCCCGGGCGGGAAGCACGCCCCGGCGAAGGCCACGCCCAGGCAGCAGGCGACCGCGCCCAGGCAGCCGCCGGUCACAGCCAAACCCCCCCCGGAGCCCACGCCCAAGGUUGUGGAGAAAGAGCCGGAGGGCAAACCCACCCCUCCGAAGAAGGGCGAGGCGGAUCAGAUCGCCCCGGCGAAAGACAUCAAGAGGGAAGGGGGGUCUCCGAAGAUUAGACGCAGCGAUGAGGGCGGUAAACCCGCGCCGCAGGACAUCACGCGGAGCCCCCAGAGCCUGAGCGACACGGGCUACUCAUCGGACGGGAUCUCCAGCUCCCACAGCGAGAUCACGGGGCUGAUCCAGGAGGAGGGGGUGAAGCUGAGCGAGAGGGGCCUCAGCGAGCACAGCCCCCCCAGCCCCUCGGAGAUCACCAAGCUGGAGAGCUCCAUGCGGCCGCUGCUGGAGGCCAAGGCCACGGCUGAGCAGGACCGAGGCCGGGGGAAGCAGCAGCAGCAGCCCGGCGGCGGGGACGUCCGAGACGCGGACGACCGGAAGCAGCGGCCCCGCUCGCUCACCAUCGGCCAGGAGGAGGAGGCGGCGGAGGAGGAGGGCCGGCGGAUCAGCUCGGCCGAGUCCUCGGACGACCUCAGCUGCCGGCUGCGGCACGACUACGUGGAGGACAGCAGCGAAAGCGGCCUCUCCCCGCUCCCCUCCCGGCAGCGGAAGGGCCAGCGGGAGACGACGGACGAGGAGUUCAUGCGCCGGCAGAUCAUGGAGAUGAGCGCCGACGAGGACGAGGUGGAGGAGGAGGACGAGGGGUACGGCUACGCCAAGCCGAAGAAGAGCCACAAGCACGGCACCGACGCCGGGAAGGAGAAGCGCCGCCUCACCCAGCACUCCAACAGCUACGAGGAGGACGGUAAAGGGUCCGCCGACAACGGGCAGGACAGCCUGAUGGCGGGGGGCUUGCGCCGCUUCAAGACCAUCGAGCUGAACAACUCCAACAGCUACAACCGUGACAUAGAGCUGAGCGCCGAAAAUGACCUCGCCCUGGACAGGGAGCCGGAGCUCGAGAUGGAGAGUCUGACCGGCUCCCCCGAAGAGCGGUCGAGGGGGGAGUACUCAUCCACCCUUCCAGCAACAACGCCGAGCUACACAUCCGGCACCUCCCCGACGUCCGUGUCCUCCAUGGAGGAGGACAGCGACAGCAGCCCCAGCCGCCGGCAGAGGCUGGAGGAGGCCAAGCAGCAGAGGAAGGCCCGACACCGCUCCCACGGGCCACUCCUGCCCACCAUCGAGGACUCGUCUGAAGAAGAUGAGCUGAGGGAGGAGGAGGAGCUACUACGCGAACAGGAGAAGAUGAGGGAGGUGGAGCAGCAAAGGAUACGAAGCACUGCCCGGAAAACCAAGAGGGACAAGGAGGAGCUGAGGGCGCAGAGACGAAGGGAGAGGUCCAAGACUCCUCCCAGCAAUCUUUCCCCCAUCGAGGAUGCGUCCCCGACAGAAGAGCUCAGGCAGGCGGCUGAAAUGGAGGAGCUCCACCGUUCCUCCUGCUCGGAGUACUCUCCCUCCAUUGACUCCGAGGCGGAGGGGUUUGAAAUGAUGGCCUCGAAGUUGUACAAGUCCGGCAGCGAGUACAACCUGCCCACCUUCAUGUCUCUGUACUCCCCGACCGAGAAGCCGACCGCCACCUCGCCAUCCUCCAUCGACAAGCCACUGAAGAGUGCUGAGGAGGUCUAUGAAGAGAUGAUGAAGAAAGCAGAGAUGCUGCAGAAGCAGCAAGGGCAGGUGAGGCAGGGGAGCACAAAGCCAGGAGACGUUCGAGGUCCGCAGCAUCAACAGGCGGGUCAACCGGGGUAUAGAAAUAGCACUCCCGCUAAAAUGCAGCAGGCUUCUGCCCAGGACCCUAGACGGAAGCCAAGCAGUGAGGUGGAGGCAGCCUACCCGGAUAAGCAGCUCUUGGACACUGGAUUUGCUAAGCUGCUGGAGCAGAACAAUGCCCUCCUCACACCUGGCACCAGCCCCACACAACUUGCAGCCCCGGUUUCCUUCUCUGGACAAGAGGGCGCGGGUAGAGGGGUGCCAGAUGUGCGAGUAACUCAGCAUUACACGAAAGAUGGACAGAAGGACCGGAUUGCAGCUCAGGCUCAUAAAACCGGAGCUGUGAGCCAGGCCACAGUCAGUCAAACCGCAAACCCAAAUGACCGCCAAAUAGGAUCUGUAGCUGGAGGUCCCAACGCUUCGAGCAGGAUAGCGGAGAUGACACAGGCUUAUAGUCAACGAGAACAACCAGGAAGGAGGACUGCUGCCCAAACAACACACAGCACGCAGGCUACAUCCCCAGACCCCAGCAGUGGAACCCUUACCUCCAGAGUUUUUUCUUACUUCAAAGGUUCAAGUCCCCCUCUCUCUCCCUCCACCUCUCCCACGCAGAGCCCUACUCACUCUCCAUCCAGAAUAGGUGCCACUGAGCCCUCAACACAAAGAGCACCCUCAGCUGGUUCAGGUGCUGCCUCCCCAGUAUUGGGUCAUGGGACCCAGACACCACAUAGAACUGUUUCACCACGUCUCUCCAGGCAACAGUCCUCACAGGACGCCCCCUUCAUGGUGAUAACAUUAGGGUCUGAGCCCACUAGCCCCAGCAAACCUGUGACUGUAAAUUCUGCCACUUCCCCAAUAACCUCCCCAACAAAGCUGACCCAUCAGCCAGUGUUUCAGACUCAUGUGCCUGCAGCAAGUUCCCCAAGUUCUCCACAACAUCAGUCAGUCCAUAGCAUGCACAAGGCUCAGGCUAGCACCAGCUCCACUAGCUCCUACAGCCGGGGUUCCAUGUCCAUGGAGAACAUUUCCCUCUGCAGGAUCUCCACUGUUCCAGGCACCUCCAGGGUGGUGGAACAAGGCCAAAUGAUGCCUAGUGGUAACGUAGUUGACCUGAGGACCCCUAUGAAACCAGCCCCUAUCAUAAUGACAGAACAGGGCAUGGACCUGACAUCUUUGGCAUCAGAGACUCGUAGAUACUCAUUAGGAGCAGAGUCAAGUCCAAGCCGCCACACGGCAGUUAACCCCCUCAUCAUGAACCUGAACGCACAAGAGCAGUUACACACAGCCUCUUCAACGGCAACAACAGUGAGUGUUACAGUGGCAGCAUCCAUGUUUAUAUCGCAGCCAAAGCAGCCAGUGGUCUAUGGAGAUCCAAUGCAGAAUCGAGUGGACCUGGGUCAGGGGGUUGGCUCGGCAGUGUGCCUGACUCAGACCCGGCCGAUACCAUCACACGAUCCAUUCCUUCCAAAGAUAGACGCCUGCCUGGAAGAUUUGGGUAUUCAGCAGCAACAGCUGCAAAAGCAACAGCAGAAGCUUCAGCAACAGCAGCAGCAACUGGAAGAGCAACUUCAGCAGCAUCAACAGACAUCUUUCGCCAGGUACAACUUAGCAAACCAAGUCCAACCGUUGCUUAUGAAGAAAGACUUGCUUGUGAGUCAAACAAGUGGCGCCCAAGCGGUGGUCAAUGUCAGCGCAAUUCCCAGGACCUCUCCUCUCCCUCCUCAAGCCGGAACCUCUCCUGCCCUUCCCCAUGAUAUCUACGGAGGAGCUCCCCUUGAGCUGAAGAACAAACCCACAGUAAUGAACCUGUCCACAGGCAAACCCCACGUCAUGGUGGUCCAGCUAGACGCCAGCGGCCAGAAGGGGUCCACGGUAACCCAGCUGGUUAAGCCUGAGCCGCCUCCUCCUCCUCCCCAGGAGGUCCUGGACCUGACUGGCCAGAUCAAGGCUGAGAACCAGGUGGCGUGCUGUGACGUGGUCUACAAGCUUCCCUUCGCCGGCACCUGCACAGGGCCCUUCGCGCAGAAAACCGCAGCGCUAGAGAAGAAUCCGACAACCGAACAAUCUCAAACUGCCCACCUACCUUCAACGGUCGCCACCCAAGGAGGGACAGAAGAGUGUAAGGCGUACUCCUCGCCCAUCUUGGGAAGAUUGCAGCCGUCCAUGUCGGACACUAAUCUGGCCGAGGCUGGGCUGCAGAGUGAGUCCGGGGACCUUGCGAUGGACCUGAGCACCAUAAAGCAAGCCUGCGAGGGGGGAUACCUGGGUAUGGGGAUGCAGUAUGGGUCGUACACAGAUCUCCGCCACCAGGGGGACGUCAUGGCGCAGCCGAUGCCUCUGCGACGGUACGGCUCCAUGUCAAACAUCAACACAGACCUGGGCUACUCCCGCGACCUGUCCAGCUUCCAGGAGGCCAACUUAGCCCAAUACAGUGCCACCACUGCCAGAGAAAUCAGUCGAAUGUGUGCAGCUCUCAACUCAAUGGACCAAUUUGGGGGACGGUACAGCAGUCCCCCUGACCUCCUGCAGUAUGGCGCUGGAAGGGGUGCCAGUCCAGCUAGUCGGCUGAACUUGCAGCACAGCUUGGCGUCAAUGAGGGCCAACCUAAUGAUGGGCCCUGACGUGAGGCAGCCCGCACAUAUGCAAGCUUAUGCUAACCUGCUCAAUGCUAGACAAGCGAGCCUCCGAGCGCUCUACCCCACUGCCGUGAGAGCGGCUGACGGAAUGAUCUACUCAACUAUCAACACCCCAAUUGCCUCCACCCUGCCAAUCACCACACAGCCUGCCUCUGUCCUACGGCCCAUGCUCAGGGGAGUUUACAGACCUUAUCCCACAGGUAGUAUGACUGCCGUACCCUUGGCUAGCCUCACCAGGUUGCCUAUUGUAACUCCAAGGAUGCCUCUGUCCCCACAAGGACCUCUCCGUUACCUUCCUCCUAACCAAUUCUCCACAGCCCAUAUUUCUGCGCCUACAAGUGCAGCAGCUAUCACCACAGUGCAGGAUACUCCUGUAUACCUUGGGAAGCCUUCAGCGGCCCCCACAGCAGCCCCCAUCAGUUCACACACAGCUACAACUAUUCCAACAGGGGCUACUGGCCACUUAGGAGUCGCUGUACCAACUGCUGGUAUCCAUACAACAACAAUGCCCGUCUCACCGUCUGUUGGAACACCUGCAAACCAACAACAUCUCCCAAUGCAAACAACACAAGUCCAUCCCCAAAUGCAGCCUCAAAUACAGCCCCAGAGCCAGAUUCAAAUGCAGUCUCAGCCGCAAGCUGAAAUGCAGCCCCAGAGCCAGCCGCAAAGUCUCCAACAGGCACAGACUCCAGCGCAGCCCCAAACUCAAUCACAGGCGCAGCCAGCGCCAGGACCUCUGCCGACCUCUGCCGCCAGCACCACCGCCACUGCCAGCGGCGUGAAAUCUGAGAAGGAGAAGGAAGAGGAGAGGUUCCGGCAGCAGCAGGAGCAGCUCCUGCAGCUGGAGCGGGAGCGCGUGGAACUGGAGAAGCUGCGUCAGCUGCGCCUGCACGAGGAGCUCGAGAGGGACCGCGUAGAGCUGCAGCGGCACCGGGAGAAGGAGCAAAUGCUGGUGCAGCGGGAGAUACAGGAGCUGCAGACCAUCAAGCAGCAGGUCCUGCAGCAGCAGCAGGUUGAGAGGGAGACGCAGCUGGUCAUGCAGAGGGAGCAGUUGGCGCAGCAGAAGGCGCAGCUGGACCAGAUCCAGUCGUUGCAGCAGCAACUGCAGCAGCAGCUGGAGGAGCAGAAGAGGCAGAAAACGGCCGCGGCCGAAGCAGCCGCCGCGGCCGCAGUGGCUGAAGCGGCCGCCGCGUCUGCGGCUGUGGCUGCGGCCACGUCUGCACAGGGUGCCAUACAGGGCAUCGCAGUGGUCGGGGGAACUGCUCCUCAGGGAUUCUCUAUCAUCUGUGACCAGAGUGGCAGAGUAAUUCAGCAGGACUUGCCACCCGACCUUCAAAGGCCCAUGAGCCAGAAUGGACAGUUCUGGCAACCUUACAUGGAGGGGCACGUAGUCCAGGGAGUGGUGACCGCGCGGACUUUGCCCAACUCUGCUUCCGAGAUAUCUCUUAGGAGCAGCGAGGACUCGUUGGAGACGCGGGCGAUGAAGAAGCGCAACUCCAUGCCCCGUCUGCGGGAUGGGGCAAGGGCAGAGGGGGAGGAUGGCCUUCCUACUGUGAAAAGGAUUGCGGAUAGCAGUGUCCAGACCGACGAUGAGGAUGGGGAGGAGCGGUUCAUGCUAUCCCGGCGGAGGAGAACCAGGCGUAUCGCCGAUUGCAGUGUCCAGACGGACGACGAAGACCAGGCCGAGUGGGAGCAGCCGGUCCGUCGGCGCCGGUCCCGCUUCUCUAAACACUCCGAGGCGAGCGCCGAGACCAAGGCGGAGGCGCCCAAGGUCACCUCCUCCAGCAUCGCCAUCCAGACGACCACCGACUCCUCCUGCCAGACCGAGCCUGAACAGCUGGGAAGGGUGUCCCCGGCAAUCCACAUCACCACGUCCGAGUCCAAGGUUGAGGUGCUGCACUACAUUUCGGCCCCGGAGAGGACGCAGAAAGGAGAGAGCCUGGGUUGCCAGACGGAGCCUGAGCCCCAGUCCCACGGAGUGGUCGCUCCCCAACUGAGUGUGCCCACCACCAUCAGUCCGUACUCCACCAGCAUGCAGAUGGUGGGCUCCGGAGGGUCGGACCCUCACAGCCCACGGCAGCAGGGCAUGGCCAAGUUUGAGAGGAGGAAACCCGACCCACUGGAAAUUGGCUACCAGACUCAGAUGCACGGUGACUCCCUUUCAAACAUGGCCCGCCAGCCUCCUAAAUCACCCCAGGUCCUGUACUCUCCCGUCUCCCCGUUGUCCCCCCAUCGAAUGCUGGAGACCUCGUUCUCCUCCAGCGAGAGGCUCAAUAAGGCGCACGUCACCCCGCAGAAGCACUUCACGGCUGAGGCGCCGCAACGUCACCAAACGCUGCCCCGCCCGAUCAAGACUGUGCAGCGGUCCAUGUCUGACCCGAAACCGCUGAGCCCCACCUCAGAUGACUCGUCACGGGCCAGGUUCUCCUUGUACCAACAGCAGGUUCUCCAGAACAGCCAGCUGAUGGCACUGCAGCAACAGCAGAAUUCAUUGAUGCGGAAGGUGAAACGGACCCUGCCCAGCCCGCCUCCAGAGGAGGCCCCGCUCCCCAUCGUCACCCCCGCCCUGCCCCAGAUGUAUGCCUCGGCCUCCUCCCUGGGCCAGCGGGUCCCCAGGUCAUCGACCGCCAUCACCAAAGCCGGGCUCCUGAGCGAGCUGAAGGCCGUGGAGCAGGAGUCCACCAAGCUCCGCAAGCAGCAGGCCGAGCUGGAGGAGGAAGAGAAGGAGAUCGACGCUAAGCUGCGCUACCUGGAGCUGGGCAUCACCCAGCGGAAGGAGAGAGAGAAGAGGGAGCUGGCUUACUUGCGCUCCGUUGGGGAUGGCCGCGACUAUGCAUCGGACAGCGAGCUCAACAACGUGUGCAUGGCCCCCGCAUCUGCCUUUGACCCUAAUGGUCUGCUGGGCAAGCCCAGCGGUGCUCCUCUCAGCCAGUUCCCCUCCGAUCAACUGGCCUCCGCCCAGUACUCACUCUCUUCGUCUUUCUUGUCUUAUCAGUACCCACAGGGCCAGCCAGUUCCACAACCGGCCCAGCCCAGCCCCGCCUACCAGCAGAUAGGCUUCCAGCCUCCGCAGUACCCCACUAUCUCACAGGCUCAGCCUCAGCCCGGGACCUGUCAGCCCCACCCAUCUCCCCCAACCCAUCACCCUCAGGGGACAUACCCCUCCCAAAGCUUCCCCCAGAGCCAACUCUCCUAUCAGACUGACAUGGGACACCCUAGCCUGCCUGGGUUCCAACCCCCAUCGGGCCCCCCUCCAUACCCUAGCCAGACCCCCUACCAGUCGAGCCAGGGACUGGCUUUCCAGCCACAGGCCGAGGUCCUCUCAGUUCACCAAAAGCCACGGCAGACCUCCUUAGCUGACCUGGAGCAGAAGAUUCCCACCAACUACGAGGUCAUCAGCAACCCCACUGUGGUGGUGACCACCUCAGCUCAAGACGGCACCUUUAGCAGCCCUUACACCUCCACCACGAUGUCUAAUAUGUAUGGCCAGUACCGACCCCCUGAGCAGACUUUGUCAGACCGGAUACGCUCUGCAGACAGCCCCACCUCUGCCUACACCUCAGAGGGCCUUUACUCCAACCUGGAGCAAAACAUCCCUCGCAACUAUGUCAUGAUUGAUGACAUCAGUGAGCUGACUAAGGAGAACAUGGGACAGGGCCCAGACAUGCACAGUCGGACAGACAUCCACGGGCAGCCGCCAAAUGGUCGUUAUGGGAGUGAGAAUGGCCCCACCCGAACCAUGCCCUACGGAGAAGAGCCUGAGUACCAAUAUAGCAGCAGCAAGACCUCCUCUGCUUACCACCAGCAAGGAACGGAUCCACAUGGCCGGGGUGGGGGAUCCUCUUAUUAUUACGACGACUACAGCAAGCACCCCUCAUCGCGGGGUGGAACCGGCGUCCAGAAGCACUCCUCCAAGAGCCUGGCACCAGCCGUGGUGUCAUCGUCCAAGCGUAGCAAGCACCGGAAGCAGGGCAUGGAGCAGAAGAUCUCCAAGUUCUCCCCUAUUGAGGAGGCCAGGGACGUAGAGUCCGACCUGGCCUCCUACACCAUCACCACGCCGUCCGGUGGCAGCUGCACAGUGGUGUCGCGGGCCAAGAAGCUCGGGGACGAAAUCACGCACGGGCUGAAGAAGAAUGUGUACGACCAGCAGCGGUACUAUGGGACGUCUAGCCGGGAGGCCCUGGAGGAGGAGGACCGCAUGUACGGCUCUGGCAGGUCCCGCUCGACCGGUUACGGGAUGGACAAGAUCUCUUCCCGGGACUCGGGCUACCGGAGCAAGUCGUACGAGCGGGAUACGGUGGAGCGGGCCCAGAGGGGCAGCCACAGAGGCAGGUCCUCCAUGCGGCCCCAGCACUCGGAGGAGGAGAGCCCCCUCAGCCCUGUAGGGAAGCCCAUGGGCGUCGGGCGGGCUCCCCCGGGGGUUGAUCCGCAUGACAGCCGCAAUCAGUACGGCUCCAGCCAUUCCCUGCCUGACGUGGACCACCACACGAAGGACGUGCCCCGAAGUCACGUCUACAAACCCGACGACCCUUACCUAGUGGACGAUAUGCAUUGCGCUGUGUCUGACAGCGAAGCAUAUCAUUUGGGACAGGAGGAGACAGACUGGUUCGAAAAGCCCCGGGAAGCCCGCUCGGACAGGUCCCGGCACGGGGGCGGCGGCGGCGGCGGCGGCCACUCCUCGUCUGGAAGGCGAGGCCACGUGAAACACACCUACCACGACUACGAUGAGCCACCGGAGGAGGACCUCUGGCCGCAGGAGGACUACGGGACCCCGCGGCACUCCUCCUCGCGGGAGCACAGGCACCACGGCGGCGGCGGCGGCGGCGGCGGCACCGGCUCGGGCGGGCGCCACUCCUCCUCCCGCCACUCCGCCGAGGACCCGCGCGCCCCCCGCUCCUCCCGGGGCCACGCCAAGGACUCGUCCGGCCGCCCGGACUCCCGGGGCACCUCGUCCACCAUGCACAAGAGGGGCUCGUCCUCGCAGGGCCAUCACGGGAGCUCGGAUUACUCCCGCGACCCCUCGGGGCACCCGCACCGGCCGCAGAAACAGCAGACGCCCUCCGGCCGCCGGCAGGACGCAUCCCGGCAGCAGCAGCAGCAGCAGCAGCAGCAACAACCGCAGCAACAACAACCGCAGCAGCGCUCGUCUGGAGGCCCAGCUGCAGGGAGGCAAUCUGGCACUCAGCAGCAGCAGCAGCAGCAGGAGCAGCAGCAACCACCGGGGCAACAGCAGGGACAACAACCCGAGCAACAGCAGGGGCAACCGCAGGGGCAGCAACUAGCGGCGGCCGCCCAGCCUGCGCCCACCCAGCAGCAGCAGCAGCAGCCUAAGCCUGGACAAACCCAGGCCCCGCCCUCGGCUCGACAGCCACAGGCAGGCCCACAAGCUGGCCUUCAGCCCGCCCCAGUGGCAAAGACCGAACCUGCCGCUGAUGCCUCUAAGAUCGGGAUGAAGCCAGGACUCGCACAGGCCGCUAAGCCGCCCCAGGUUCCCCUGACGGGGAUCGGGUCGAAAGCAGUCCCCAGGCCGGGAGGAAUAGGCAGCGCUGCAGUGCCGCCGCCGGGGGCCGAAGGCGACAGCGUCCUCUCCAAAAUCUUACCUGGGAACGCGGCCGAGCAGGCGGGGAAGCUGGGAGACGCUGUCUCAGCUUUGGGCAAAAAGUUCACCUCUUUCUGGUAGACAGCAGGGUAGAGGGUUCUGUACAGUAGACAUAGAGACCAAUCUUGAGGCUUCGUACUGGAAAAACCUACGAACCCAGAACCCUGAACAAAUCAAAUACACCCAAACCCCAAACCCUUUAUCCCCACAAACCGCUACAGGUUAUCCCCACAGACCACCCCCGACCACACAUUCCACCACAGAGAGAGAGAGGGAGAGCAGAGGUCAAAGAGCAGCAUCCAGCCAAUCAGGAGCACAGAUUCCAAAAUGUGUGAGAGCAUCAUGGCUUCCUCCAGCAGGCAGUGUGCAUGUGAUCCUGCUGAUCUCGGAUCUGUCCUUUCAAACGUAAGCCUGUUGCCAAGGAAACUCUACAUCUGACUGAGGCAUUGUGGGGAAGGAAGGGCUCACUGGAGGACUGCGUUGGAGGUCCAUGGAGGACAGGUUGUGUGGAGCGUGUGUUCUCUGCGGAGUGCACGACCGCCACUCUGGAUCCCUGACUCCAAACGUGCCUGCUCGACUGGCCACACACAUUCCCCCUCUCUCCAGAUUUAACCCCAAAAGAACCGCCAUCUCUCCCGCGGUUACACCAAAAAUGAAAUGCAAUCUCCCCUCUUUCCAGAUAUUAAAGCCUAAAAUUCAAAGCAGUUCCCAGGUUUUUCUAGUACUAAAAGACGUAUCCUGUUGUGAAAGCACUUCGGGAAAAAACAAAAGAAGCAAAUAAUAAUAAAAAAUAAAAAAAUAAAAAAAGAUAAUUGUAAAGAAAACAAAAGAAAUCCUUACUCUUUGCUGGGUGACUGUUUUCUGUGUACAUUCCAGAGAGGAGAGUGCAGGAACUACAUCAGUACCCAACGCUUCUCAUCUCCCAAUGGGAAAUCACAUGAACAUUACACACAAAAACAGGAAAUGACAUCAGACCUGGCCAUGGGACUGGAGGCGGGAGGGACAGUGGUCAGGCUUCAUGUUUAGCCAUCUCAAAGCCAUGCUGAAACCAGGGGUACUAGGUCUCCGCAUUUAUUUCUGUACGUCUCUCAUUAUGAGUUUCUUAUCAUUUGCCUGAUAUUCUUUCACUGAGGAAAGAAGCAGCCUUAAUCAUUCUUUUUUUUUUUUUUUUUUUACUAGUAUUGUAUACCUCAUAUAUUUUUAUAAUCCAUAUUCCCCCGACCUACUUUCUUUGCACAACUGUAUACUACCGUAUGGAUCUAAGAUUAAUUAGAAUACAGACUGAUUUAAUUUUAUUUAUAUUUCGGGGAAUUCCUGUUUGAUUUAUUUGAUUUUUUUUGGACAUUAUUUAUAUUUUCAUUUUCAAUCAUCACAAUUAUUUUAUUUAUUAUCAAUAUCAUCGUUCUUGUAAUUGUUUUUUAUUAUAAUUUAAGGCGAUCGGUGUCCGAUGGUGAAGAGCACAAUACUGUGUUGUUUGUAAUACUGAGGCUGUGUGGCCUCUGUCACUAUUUUACAUACCUUUCCACUAGGGGGAGCACUGCACUAAAACAGGAACAGGAAGUCUCUGCGCUGAACGCA
Molecule: messenger RNA, 13350 nt
Organism: Conger conger (European conger)
Lineage: Eukaryota; Metazoa; Chordata; Actinopteri; Anguilliformes; Congridae
Product: protein bassoon-like
Exons: 17
Coding region: 1-11853 (3950 amino acids)
Biological process (GO): protein localization to synapse; presynaptic active zone assembly
Cellular component (GO): axon; glutamatergic synapse; cytoskeleton of presynaptic active zone
Molecular function (GO): structural constituent of presynaptic active zone; metal ion binding
Source: RefSeq, a predicted model, not a curated record